UCAGACAGCAUCGAUUCUGUACCUGUGAACUCAGAGGAGACAGUUCAGCUACAAUGGCGAGAACCAAGCAGACAGCCCGUAAAUCCACCGGAGGUAAAGCUCCCAGGAAGCAGCUGGCCACCAAGGCCGCCCGGAAGAGCGCCCCGGCCACCGGCGGAGUCAAGAAGCCCCACAGGUACCGGCCCGGUACCGUGGCUCUCAGAGAGAUCCGCCGCUACCAGAAGUCCACCGAGCUGCUGAUCCGCAAGCUGCCCUUCCAGCGCCUGGUCCGGGAGAUCGCCCAGGACUUCAAGACCGACCUGCGCUUCCAGAGCUCCGCCGUCAUGGCUCUGCAGGAGUCCAGCGAGGCUUACCUGGUCGGUCUGUUCGAGGACACCAACCUGUGCGCCAUCCACGCCAAGAGGGUCACCAUCAUGCCCAAAGACAUCCAGCUGGCCCGCCGCAUCCGGGGAGAGAGAGCUUAGACUGACCCCAGAUCUGUAACACCACAACGGCUCUUUUAAGAGCCACACA
Acanthopagrus latus (yellowfin seabream) is the source of this 513-nucleotide messenger RNA. Its product is annotated as histone H3. Gene Ontology annotation, cellular component: nucleosome. Gene Ontology annotation, molecular function: DNA binding; protein heterodimerization activity; structural constituent of chromatin. NCBI's taxonomy places the organism in Eukaryota, Metazoa, Chordata, Actinopteri, Spariformes, Sparidae. The record is from RefSeq and is a predicted model, not a curated record. The coding region runs from base 54 to 464 and encodes 136 amino acids. The transcript has a single exon.